Molecule: messenger RNA, 1425 nt
Organism: Trichoderma atroviride IMI 206040
Lineage: Eukaryota; Fungi; Ascomycota; Sordariomycetes; Hypocreales; Hypocreaceae
Source: RefSeq, a predicted model, not a curated record
AUGUCUAUUCACGAAGCAACUCCAAUGUUCGAAUUUCACCACUCUCCGCAAAUUUUCAAUCCCAGGGGUGUCUCGGAGGUUAACUCAGAUACUGUUUACCGACUAGCGAGUAUGACAAAGCUUUUCACCAUCUUGGGCCUGUUGAGGACUGAGAAGGUCAGCCUCGAGGAUCCCAUCACUAAGUAUCUUCCCGAACUUCGCGAUAUUCAUAAGGAAGCAGCAGCACAGGACGCAAUUCGCGUUGUUGACUGGGAUAGCAUUACACUAGAAGCCUUGGCUGCGCAUCAAAGCGGAAUAGGUGCCGACUGUGAUUGGACGGCAAAAGGCUUUCUACCAGCUGAUAACAAGACACGGCUUCAAUGCUCGGGCUUCUUCGGACAAAGGCCUUGUAACAGAAAAGAUUUUUUUGAACACUUUGGCAAACGCCCGCCAGUCCACGCGCCAUUUGAAACCCCGAUUUAUUCGAAUAUCGGGACGACUCUGCUAGGACUUGUCAUCGAAACUGUCACUAACCAGACAUACGAGGACUGGAUCCAACAUACUAUCAUCGAUCCAAUUAAAAUGAAUCGAACUUUUCUGUCAAACCCAGCAGAUUCAUUGGGUUUCAUUCCUAUCAACGCCACCGAUUGGCCCGUCGAGCUUGGUGUUGAGGCACCCACCGGAGCGAUAUACUCUACUACAUCAGAUCUCAUGGCAUUUGGCAAAGCAAUUCUAAGCUACGAAAUGCUUUCCCCCAUAAGAACUCGGAAGUGGAUGAAACCUCUAGCGUCGACUUCUUCCAUUAGCACCCUCAUCGGAGCUCCAUGGGAAGUUUACCGGUCCAAUAAAGUGACCAAAGACGGCCGUUUGAUAGAGUUUUAUACGAAAGCUGGAGAUCUUUUCACGUAUCAUUCUGUUAUCGCUCUCAUUCCAGAUUACGACUUGGUGAUGGUCGCUCUUAUGGGUGGACCUGAAGUUUCUGGCGACACAACCUACCAUGUGAUUGGAGAUGCAUCGACCGCUUUGCUUCCCGUCAUAGAACAAGCUGGUAAGGCCAAAGCGCAGGCCCAGUAUGUGGGGACAUAUACCGAUGCCUUGACCAACUCGACUCUUACACUAUCCCUCGAUGACAGCCCUGGUUUCAGAGUCACAAAAUGGCAAGUUCGUGGAGUGGAUGUUAUUGGAACAUCUUUGCUCGGCGACUCUCCAGCCGUACCGCCACGGGUUCGCUUGUACCCCUCGGAUCUGUCUACCAGCAACCAAACAGCUUGGAGGGCUGUGUUUGGCGGCAGUGCUAAUGAUGUCGCUGCGGAAGACGCGCUGUAUCCCUGGGAUCAGUUUAGUUGUAGCUCAUGGGCAUCACUCGACAAACUCAUCUACCAGUUCCAGGGUCAAGAUCUCUUUGUUUUUGAUAUGAUAGAGGAAGAGGGGGGUGUCUUGGUAUAA